CAUAUCCAUUCUCCCCCUGGCUCUUCGGGCUCAGACUCUCUCACGAGCCUCUGUGUCCCUAUCUACAUGAUCUACGAUUGUAACAUUGAUUGGUCCUCAUGUCCGAACGGCUUUCCCGUCCGUCCAGUCCAUACUUGGAGCCCCCGAGGAAGAGUGUCGAGCUGGAAGACCCGGGGGCUCGGGAUUCCGCUACCAACAGCGACGACGAGCAUUUUUCAGACGCCAGCGAGGGCCAGCCACACUCCCAAUCCCACCCGCCGUCCGGCCGCGCAUCCCCUAUCCCCUUAACCCGAGUGGAGAAAGUCGACGAAGAACCCUCGCAUGGGGAGGUGCCUGGCACCGCGGCGUAUGAGGUUAGGGAGCAGGAUGCUGUCCCAGACCAAAUUGAAAUUAUUCCGGAUGGCUCGCGCAGCAGGAGCGCUUCAGCUGCCAGUCAGCGGCCUGUGACUCCGAGUUCGUCCAUUCCGCGGACAGUGGUCGAGAAAGUCGAUCUAGAUGAACCGAGCCAUGGCGAUGUGCCUGGCACUCCAGCAUACGAGAUACGAAAGGCGGAUGCCGUGCCCGACGUGGUGAGAAAGGCUUCGGAUUCAGAUGAGGCGUCCCCCAUACUGGAGUCAGUCGCGGCCAAUGCGGCCGACACACCUGUCCCGGAGACGCUGCUCUCUCGUGUGAACUCCAACGAAGACGAUACCGAAGACGCAAGCCCUUUGGCUCACCGACCCAAGCCAAGUGACGCCGAGCCAGAUCAGACCGAAAACGUCCCCGAGACACCAGAUUUGCCUACAAGCCAUCGAAGUCACGCCCGCCGAGAAUCGUCAGUGACCGGCGCAGUCGAAGACACAACCGGUGCCGACGACUUUGACGAUUUUGCCGAGGAGCAGGAAGACGACGACUUUGGCGACUUCGACGACUUUGACGAUGGUUUCCAAGAGCCCAUGACGGAGGCUGUGGAGGCCGAGCCAGCAGAUUUCCAGCCCUCACAGCCUCCCACGCCCCCCUCAGUCCCCCCGCUCCUCGACUUCGACGCCAUCUCCUCCCUCACAGACCUUAACACCACCCUCUCCGACUCCCUCGACCGCCUCUUCCCCAGCACCAAAGACACCGCCGGCCUGCGGCCUCUCGAUCCCAUCCCCAAUCCCACCGCCAUCUUCAGCACCGAGCGCUCCCUCUCCCUCUGGUCCCAGCUUGUGGCCCCUCCCCCACUCCAACCCCAAAACUGGGUGAAAUCCCGCAUCCGCCGUCUCUUCCUCGUCUCCUUGGGAGUCCCCGUCGACCUCGACGAGAUCCUCCCAGCCUCCAAACAAAAGAAGCUCAUUCUCCCCUCCGUCAACCUCGACGACACUCGCCCCUCCUCCGCCCCACCAACGGCGCAUUCCCGCUCCCAAAGCCUCGCAGCCAAACGCGACAGCACUCAAAGCGGCCCCGGCAGCCCUGGUCCACAGCAACAAUCCAGAAACCGCACCUCUCGACGGAGAGAACCUUCCCCGCCUCCCGAAUUGGACCUUCCCGCCGUGCACCGACUAUGCGCCACGACAGACGCAGCCCUAGACGGCCUCACAGACGGGGAACUCCGCGGACAUGUGCAAGAACUCGAAUCAGCGACAUUGCGAGCGAGCUCCGUGCUUGAGUAUUGGUUGAAACGACUGGACGGGCUAGUCAGUGAAAAGGAGGCUUUUGAAGGCGUGAUUGAGAACUUGGUUAGUCAUGCAAGACGAGUCCGGAAGUGAUGGUUAUCAUGUUAUGUGAUGUUUGAUGUGUGUGAUGUUGAUAGAUAGAUAUAAAUACUAUGAAUUAUUAAUUAAUG
Molecule: messenger RNA, 1804 nt
Organism: Aspergillus sclerotioniger CBS 115572
Lineage: Eukaryota; Fungi; Ascomycota; Eurotiomycetes; Eurotiales; Aspergillaceae
Product: DUF5102 domain-containing protein
Exons: 4
Coding region: 99-1727 (542 amino acids)
Source: RefSeq, a predicted model, not a curated record